CUCCUGCCGUGUCCGUGUACUCUAAAACGUCAAGAUAAUUGUAUGGUAACCUAAAAUCGUCUAAAGAAAGUUUACAAGAUACGAAUUUAAUCAAUCUACCCUAAAAACAAGUCAAUUUUCCCCAAAACUAUCAGAAUAAAUGUAAUACAAUGGCUACGUCAUCAAAGUACAAUGCAAACACAGUUUGUUGCCCAGAACAUCCAGAAGCUACCUUGAUAGAAGACUACAGGGCAGGUGACCAGAUUUGCUCUGAUUGUGGAUUAGUCGUUGGUGACAGGGUGAUUGACGUGGGUUCAGAGUGGCGCACAUUCAGCAAUGAAAAGAGUGGUGUUGAUCCGUCUCGUGUCGGUGGUCCCGAAAAUCCCCUCCUUGGUGGAUCUGACUUAACGACCAUGAUAGGUCCUGGCCGUGGAGAUGCCUCUUUUGAUGGAUUCGGAGUGUCCAGAUAUCAAAAUCGUAGGACAAUGAGUAGCUCUGAUCGGGCACUUGUGAAUGCUUUUAAAGAAAUUGGUGGUAUGGCUGACAGGAUAAAUCUGCCGAGGACAAUUGUCGAUCGAGCAAAUAAUCUGUUUAAACAGGUGCAUGAUAGUAAAAACUUGAAAGGUCGAUCCAAUGAUGCCAUCGCUUCAGCUUGUUUGUACAUUGCCUGCAGGCAAGAGGGCGUACCUCGUACUUUUAAAGAAAUUUGCGCUGUCAGUAAAAUCAGCAAGAAGGAAAUCGGACGUUGCUUUAAAUUGAUUUUAAAGGCAUUGGAUACGUCGGUCGAUUUGAUUACCACAGGCGAUUUCAUGUCGCGAUUUUGUUCUAAUUUGGGAUUGCCUAACAUGGUGCAACGGGCGGCGACACAUAUUGCCGGAAAGGCGGUUGAGUUGGAUAUUGUCCCCGGUCGCUCUCCAAUAUCUGUUGCGGCUGCUGCAAUUUACAUGGCUUCACAGGCAUCAGAGGAUAAACGCAGCCAAAAGGAAAUUGGCGAUAUCGCUGGCGCCGCCGACGUGACUAUACGACAGUCUUACAAAUUGAUGUACCCGCACGCCGCGCAGCUCUUUCCACCUGACUUCAAGUUCGCUACGGCUAUCGAACAAUUGCCCCAAAUGUAACCCUACAUGCACUAUUACAAAUGAAUAUUUAGUUAAUUUCUUCCGUCGGGAAGUGAGGAAUUACGAGGAGCCGUAUCUGUAGCUGCGUGCACCAGCGAUCAUCCUUUAGCUGAUAAUUCAAGUUUAAUUCCGUACACCGUGGGUCUACUCUUAUGGUUAAUUCGCUAAUUUCCAAUUUUAAAAUAGAUACUAUCGCUACCUAAACUAAGCAAAAGAUUUAGGCGCACGUGUAGAGCGGCAUAGAAUGGUUUCCAAUAUUUUUGUAAGUUUAUAUUUAGACGAGUAUGUAAGACAUUGUACACAUUUAUUAAAAUAUGAUGAUCAUAUUGAAAUAGGAUAA
Molecule: messenger RNA, 1437 nt
Organism: Dalotia coriaria
Lineage: Eukaryota; Metazoa; Arthropoda; Insecta; Coleoptera; Staphylinidae
Gene: TfIIB
Product: transcription factor IIB
Exons: 4
Coding region: 150-1097 (315 amino acids)
Biological process (GO): transcription preinitiation complex assembly; transcription initiation at RNA polymerase II promoter
Cellular component (GO): transcription preinitiation complex; nucleus
Molecular function (GO): TBP-class protein binding; RNA polymerase II general transcription initiation factor activity
Source: RefSeq, a predicted model, not a curated record